Messenger RNA from Coregonus clupeaformis (lake whitefish), 2371 nucleotides. Its product is annotated as coiled-coil domain-containing protein 126. The coding region runs from base 863 to 1324 and encodes 153 amino acids. The transcript is spliced from 3 exons. NCBI's taxonomy places the organism in Eukaryota, Metazoa, Chordata, Actinopteri, Salmoniformes, Salmonidae. The record is from RefSeq and is a predicted model, not a curated record.
CACUAGACUGAUCGGUAGUUGUCACGUGAAAUGGGGUGAACUCGCGAACACAUUUUUGCCUAGACAUGCAAACAGUUAUACAAUGUAAUUUUAACUUCAGAACUGGCUAUUUGUUUAAGUUACAUUAUGAAGUAACAUAAUCUUGACAGUGGCAUUUCGGUCUCUGCCCUGUGCACUCAUCUGUUGUCCGUUUUGGAUUAACGGGAUUGCAGACUGACGUUCCAAACAGCACAGGGAUUCAAACGAACAAAUCCUGAUCCUCCCUCUGAGUGACUCAAGCAGCUAUGUAUGUGUUUGGGCCCCAUGGUUGACUGCCAGGUUUGUGUAGUGUUCUACUCCUCCAAACCCUCCCCCAGCCCAUUAUCCCCCAGCCCAUUAUCCCCCAGUCCUAACCCCAGUCCAUUAUCCCCUAGCCCAUUAUCCCCUAGUCCUAACCCCAGCCCAUUAUCCCCUAGCCCAUUAUCCCCUAGUCCUAACCCCAGUCCAUUAUCCCCUAGUCCUAACCACAGCCCAUUAUCCCCUAGCCCUAUAUCCCCUAGUCCUAACCACAGCCCAUUAUCCCCUAGCCCAUUAUCCCCUAGCCCUAUAUCCCCUAGUCCUAACCACAGCCCUAUAUCCCCCAGUCCUAACUCCUUAGCCUAUGUCAUUAUUUUGCCUGACUAGCCCCAAACCUUUAUCCUCCAGAUCCCUCUCCUUUCUUUCGUAACACCAGCCUCCUUACCCAUUCAAACCACCCACUUCCAUCCCCAGACCCAGUACCAGCCCCAAGCCCCUCUCCCAACCCUGUUCUUCCAGUCCCACCCUCUAUCCCCCAGCCCCCUACCCCUCUCCCCUGGCACCACCCAGCUCCAGCCCCAGUACCAUGCUGGGGAGGAACAUGUCCCAGAAGCUGAGCGUGCUGCUGAUCAUCUUGGGGCUGGCAUGGGGGCUCAUGUUGCUACGCUACACCAUGCAGCAGCCGCACCACCAGAGCAGUGGCGAGCUGCAUCAACAGAUCCUGGAGCUGAGCCGGCGCUAUGUCAAGGUACUCACCGAGGAGAACCAGAACGCACCGGGAGGACCGCAGGGCACCUCCAUGGCUGGUUACGCUGAUCUGAAGAGGACUAUAGCGGUGUUGCUGGACGACAUCCUGACACGCCUGGUCAAGCUGGAGGGGAAGAUGGAGCUGGUGGCCAACAUUUCAGUCACUAACUCCUCCCAUCCUGCAGUGGGCACCCUGGCCUCCGCUCCAGUUGCCUUACACAAAGCCACGCCAGGCAACCACCGCCUGGAAACACCACGCAUCCCUCCACACACACCCAACAGACCUCGCCCAGGGGUAUAGUAGUGUGGGUAGCGAUUAAGGCCCUGUUCAAGUACUUUACAGGUGCAUUCUUUCUUCCUAAGAAGGUCACUGAUCUAAUAAGGUUGGUAGGGUGGUAUCUCUCAUUUAACUUAUCUAUUCAUUUACAGAUCAGUGAUUAUCUCAAGGGAGCAAGGAAAGAUGUAUUCCAGAUAACUGAAACCUUACCCUGAGAAAAGACUGACUGUCUGUUGGUUUCCAAUAACUACAUGGCUGAUUUCUAUUUUUUUACGAAAACAUUUUUAGCACCUUUUUUUUUUUUAUACUUUCAGUCAAGGACUCUCUUAGGCUUGAAUUUUAGCUUCCCUUUUUAAUGGUUUCGUCAUUGAUGGGUCUUUAAACUGCGGAUCUCUUUGAGGAUGUCUGUGGGCAACAACAUAGCAUCAUCAACAGUAGAGGAAAUAUACAAACGUCUGUAGUGUCUUCAAGGAAGCUGAUGAUGAAUGUGAAAGGCACUCCCACCUGGAUAUGACUUACCUCGGACAUACCGCCUACGGAUUUGCAAUACUGCUUCUUCUAAUCCCAUCCAUAUCAGAAUGCUGAAUAAACAAUGCUCUCAUGGUAGUUUGGGAAAUGUUGUUUUGGAGUUUGCAGCAGCUCCUGGUGCAUAAUAUGUAGAGUCCCUUUUUAGUGUACAUAUAUACUGUGUAUGUGUGUGUGUGUGUGUAUAUAUAUAUAUAUAUAUAUAUAUAUAAUGAUUGAAAUAAUAAUAUUUUAGCUGUUGUACAGUAGACUUUAAAAUGAUAAAAGUGAUGAUCCAAAGAAUUUUAUUUGCACUCUCUUUGAAGGCUUGAGAAAUGUACUUUUACUUUGACCGAGUGAUGAUUUUAGAGUAUGUUUAUAACAAGUCGAAUGUAACUGUCAAUAAGCAGAUAAUGAUCAAGUGAUUGUUAUUGCUCAAUUCCAACUCCAUCUUCUUUCCUCUUUGUCACUACCCAGACUGUUAGUCCUUGUCGAUUCCCCUUUGCAGAUCCGAAUGGUUAGGGCCAGGGGAUUUUCUGACCUGACCAGUAAAAACUCCUAUCCCAA